Molecule: messenger RNA, 1461 nt
Organism: Anoplophora glabripennis (Asian longhorned beetle)
Lineage: Eukaryota; Metazoa; Arthropoda; Insecta; Coleoptera; Cerambycidae
Product: protein PELPK1-like
Exons: 2
Coding region: 34-1314 (426 amino acids)
Source: RefSeq, a predicted model, not a curated record
GCACCAUUAAGUUCUACAUUUUAGCCAACAACAAUGAAUAAUUUCGUAUACCUUGCAACUUUAGCCCUGUUACUGACGUUCUCCGUCAGCGUACAGGGGAACGUUUUAAGGUCAAGUUUUCAAGUGCUGUCAGAUGAAGUUUCAGCUGAUGUCGAAGAACCCAAGAUUCCCUCUGAAAUCGAACACCCAGAAUUUCCCUCAGGAGUCGAACAGCCAGAGCUUCCCGAGGGUGCCGAGCAGCCAGAACUCCCCUCUGAAGUCGAACAACCAGAGCUCCCAGUUGGUGGAGAACAUCCACAACUUCCCGAAGGAGCCGAACAGCCAGAACUCCCCUCUGAAGUCGAACAACCUGAAUUGCCCUCUGAAGCCGAACAACCAGAACUUCCAGUUGGUGGAGAACAUCCACAACUUCCCGAAGGAGCUGAACAGCCAGAACUCCCCUCUGAAGUCGAACAACCGGAACUUCCCGAAGGAGUCGAACAGCCAGAACUCCCAUCUGAAGUCGAACAACCAGAGCUUCCAGUUGGUGGAGAACAUCCACAACUUCCCGAAGGAGCCGAACAGCCAGAACUCCCCUCUGAAGUCGAACAACCAGAACUUCCAGUAGGUGGAGAACAUCCACAACUUCCCGAAGGAGCCGAACAGCCAGAACUCCCCUCUGAAGUCGAACAACCAGAGCUUCCCGAAGGUGCCGAACAGCCAGAACUCCCCUCUGAAGUCGAACAACCAGAGCUUCCAGUUGGCGGAGAACAUCCACAACUUCCCGAAGGAGCCGAACAGCCAGAACUCCCCUCUGAAGUCGAACAACCAGAGCUUCCAGUUGGCGGAGAACAUCCACAACUUCCCGAAGGAGCCGAACAGCCAAACCUUCCCUCUGAAGUAGAACAACCAGAACUUCCAGUUGGUGGAGAACAUCCAGAACUUCCCGAAGGAGCCGAACAGCCAGAACUCCCCUCUGAAGUAGAACAACCAGAACUUCCAGUUGGCGGAGAACAUCCACAACUACCGGAAGGUGCCGAACAGCCAGAACUCCCCUCCGAAGUCGAACAACCAGAGCUUCCCGAGGGUGCCGAGCAGCCAGAACUCCCCUCUGAAGUCGAACAACCAGAGCUUCCAGUUGGUGGAGAACAUCCACAACUUCCCGAAGGAGCCGAACAGCCAGAACUCCCCUCUGAAGUCGAACAACCUGAACUUCCCGAAGGCGCCGAACAGCCAGAACUCCCUUCUGAAGUUGAACAACCACAAUUUCCAUCUGGAGUAGAACAGCCAGAACGUCCAGCUGGAAUAGUACCAGCAGAGGCAGAAGAACAGUGAAAGUCGAAGUUCGUGCACACUGAUUUGUAAAAAGUUAAACACACCAAAGUUAUCUGAAGAACAAAUCUGGUUGUGAAUAUAAUUUAUGUAAAUUUACAUGUAGAUAUUUAUAGAUUCUGAGAGAAUAAAUGAUAAAUUUCAUCCAUA